Molecule: messenger RNA, 1599 nt
Organism: Lottia gigantea (owl limpet)
Lineage: Eukaryota; Metazoa; Mollusca; Gastropoda; Lottiidae
Exons: 3
Coding region: 1-1599 (532 amino acids)
Source: RefSeq, a predicted model, not a curated record
AUGGAACUGAUUACAACCACAAACUUUCAACUUAUGAGAUGGGCAAAUGAGUUAAAUAUAUCACCGUUUUAUUAUUGCAUGAGAGAUGAAAUAAAUGAUCUGAAAUAUAAGAAAGGUUUGUCAACUCAGUAUCUCUUUCAGAGAGUUCACAUAGCUAAUAAUGUUUUUUGGUAUUUAGGUUUGUCAACUCAGUAUCUCUUUCAGAGAGUUCACAUAGCUAAUAAUAUUUAUGUGGUAUUUAGUUUAAACCUAUCGAGAGCUAGAGGUGAUAAUAUUUUUAGUUUAAACCUAACGAGAGCUAGCGGUGAUAAUAUUUUUAGUUUAAAUCUAACGGGAGCUAGCGGUGAUAUCAUUUUUAGUUUAAACCUAACGAGAGCUAGAGGUGAUAUUAUUUUUAGUUUAAACCUAACGAGAGCUAGAGGUGAUAUUAUUUUUAGUUUAAACCUAACGAGAGCUAGAGGUGAUAAUAUUUUUAGUUUAAACCUAACGAGAGCUAGAGGUGAUAUUAUUUUUAGUUUAAACCUAACGAGAGCUAGAGGUGAUAUUAUUUUUAGUUUAAACCUAACGAGAGCUAGCUGUGAUAUUAUUUUUAGUUUAAAUCUAACGAGAGCUAGAGGUGAUAUUAUUAAUAGUUUAAACCUAACGAGAGCUAGAGGUAAUAAUAUUUUUAGUUUAAACCUAACGAGAGCUAGAGGUGAUAUUAUUUUUAGUUUAAACCUAACGAGAGCUAGAGGUGAUAUUUUUUUUAGUUUAAACCUAACGAGAGCUAGAGGUGAUAUUAUUUUUAGUUUAAACCUAACGAGAGCUAGAGGUGAUAUUAUUUUUAGUUUAAACGUAACGAGAGCUAGAGGUGAUAUUAUUUUUAGUUUAAACCUAACGAGAGUUAGAGGUGAUAUUUUUUUUAGUUUAAACCUAACGAGAGCUAGAGGUGAUAUUAUUUUUAGUUUAAAUCUAACGAGAGCUAGUGGUGAUAUUAUUUUUAGUUUAAACCUAACGAGAGCUAGAGGUGAUAUUUUUUUUAGUUUAAAUCUAACGAGAGCUAGAGGUGAUAUUAUUUUUAGUUUAAACCUAACGAGAGCUAGAGGUGAUAUUAUUUUUAGCUUAAACCUAACGAGAGCUAGAGGUGAUAUUAUUUUUAGUUUAAACCUAACGAGAGCUAGAGGUGAUAUUACUUUUAGUUUAAAUCUAACGAGAGCUAGUGGUGAUAUUAUUUUUAGUUUAAACCUAACGAGAGCUAGAGGUGAUAUUAUUUUUAGUUUAAACCUAACGAGAGCUAGAGGUGAUAUUAUUUUUAGUUUAAACCUAACGAGAGCUAGUGGUGAUAUUAUUUUUAGUUUAAACCUAACGAGAGCUAGAGGUGACAUUAUUUUUAGUUUAAACCUAACGAGAGCUAGAGGUGAUAUUAUUGUUAGUUUAAAUCUAACGAGAGCUAGAGGUGAUAUUAUUUUUAGUUUAAACCUAACGAGAGCUAGAGGUGAUAUUAUUUUUAGUUUAAACCUAACGAGAGCUAGAGGUGAUAUUAUUAAUAAGGAACUUAUUAAUAAUAAAAUCAUUCAAUCUAUUUCCUCAAGACUAAGUUUUAACCAAAGAAAAAACUAG